AUAAGUUGAAACAGGGGAUAUAAAAUACUCCAUAUUUGUUGUUCUUGAAACAAUACACCCCCUACUCCAGCACCCAAAAAAACAAGUUGCAUAAAUACCUAUUCAAUUUCACCAAAUCAAAGCACAGAAUAACACAAGAAUCAAGAGUAACACACCCCAUGGCAUCAAAUUCAAUCAAGCUAUCCCUCAUUUUUCUUCUAAUAGUUUUCAUAACCUCAAAGGCUGAACUAGACAAACUUAAAGAAACAAACAUGACACUCUAUUUCCAAGAUUGGUCCGGUGGUCCAAAUGCCACUGUGCUACAAAUAACUGGCCAUCAAGAUCAUGGUCCUCUAAGUUUUGCCAAGUUUGGUUCUGUUUUCGUUACUGAUGAUCCAAUAACAGAAUCCUUUGAUAAGAAUUCCGCGGAAAUUGCUAGAGCUCAGGGCAUAUAUGUUACGUCUGCAUUGGAUGGCAAAAUUUCUCAUGUGUUAAUAUCAAUUAUUUUCACUAAUGAAGAAUAUAAAGGUACUACUUUGGAAAUUCAAGGUGCUAGUCCUCAGUUUGAAAGAGUGAGAGAAGUGGCAGUAGUUGGUGGCACUGGAAAGUUUAGGCUUGCUCGUGGAUAUGCAACUUUUGAGACUAUUCAUUUUGAUUUGGCAAUUCAUUACGUUGUUAUUCAGUGUAAUGUUACCAUUUUACAUUACUGAUUGGGUAUUAACAAUAUCAGAAUAAAGUGAAAAUUGUAGUGUGGUUUAAUUUGUUUCCGAUUUUAUUUUGUCGAUGUGAAAGCUAGCUAGAACAACAAGAAGAACGUACCAAUGUAAUCCCACAGGUAGGGUAUGGAGAUGAUAAAGUGUAACAUACCUUAUUCCUACCUUAGUGGUGGAGGUGAAGAAAGGCUAGUUAACUUGAACA
Solanum dulcamara is the source of this 897-nucleotide messenger RNA. RefSeq names its product dirigent protein 22-like. The transcript has a single exon. The record is from RefSeq and is a predicted model, not a curated record. The coding region runs from base 159 to 689 and encodes 176 amino acids. Lineage: Eukaryota; Viridiplantae; Streptophyta; Magnoliopsida; Solanales; Solanaceae.